AUGGCACCGCCACCUCCACCACCCCACCGCCACAGCCGCAGCAACCGCCGUUACCGCCCGUACUCCGUGUCCUUAGUCUCCGUGGAGGCCCUCAGCCCUCAAACGUUGCACUGUCGAGGCAAAUGCUUCGUUGGGGCGCCUUUCGUGACCGACACAGCCGGCGAUCAUGUGCCGGCAGCCCGGAGCAGCGGCAACCACUGCAUUUGUGGGGACCGUGAGGCGAAGGUGGGGACGUAUCGCGAGUUUGUUUUCUUCGACGAAGAGAAGGUAUACCCGGAAUAUGCCAUCAUCUACAGAAGGCAGUAUGACAAGAGCAAGGUGCCGGAGGAAAUGGUUCAGAAAACAACUGGAACAACCGGCCGUUUCUGGCAGAUGAAAGCGCCUGACUGGAGGAAUGUACCCCCAGAGCUGAACAAAGUCUUGAUUCAAGCUAUGAAGGAUGGACAGGAGGAGGUCCAGUUGACGUUGAAUGGCACCGAGUAUGCGUUCAACCUCACCGAGAAGAAGGGGACCAACUUGAGGACGGGCAACAAGGUGCCACUUCGUGCUCCCAUGGUGAAGUGA
This is a messenger RNA of Symbiodinium sp. CCMP2592, 564 nucleotides long. The record is from the annotation of a GenBank genome assembly. Lineage: Eukaryota; Dinophyceae; Suessiales; Symbiodiniaceae.